Messenger RNA from Brassica napus (rape), 954 nucleotides. RefSeq names its product PXMP2/4 family protein 2. The record is from RefSeq and is a predicted model, not a curated record. Lineage: Eukaryota; Viridiplantae; Streptophyta; Magnoliopsida; Brassicales; Brassicaceae. The coding region runs from base 163 to 843 and encodes 226 amino acids. The transcript has 3 exons. Gene Ontology annotation, cellular component: cytoplasm; membrane.
UGUGAAUGUUGACGGGGAGAAAAAUGAAGAAAGGAUUAAAGAAAAGAGGAAGUUUGGGAAGAAGAGCUUGAAAACUGUGUGAACCACCAAAAAUAGCCUUCUCUCCCGCGGCGGCGGUUCUCCGGUCGAAAAAUCUCUAAUCGAAAACGGAAAGGUCAAAUAAUGAUAAAGCUUUGGAGAUGGUACCAGAGAUGCCUGACGGUUCAUCCAGUGAAAACGCAGGUCAUCAGCUCCGGCUUCCUCUGGGGAUUCGGCGAUGUCACCGCUCAAUACAUCACUCAUUCCACUGCCAAACCUCCUCCUCUUCUUCGUCUCUCCGACAAGGAUAAAGAGGCAGACAGAGAUGCUGAAUUCAAGGUCAACUGGAAGCGAGUAGCAAUCACGAGCAUGUUCGGGCUUGGUUUUGUCGGACCUGUUGGCCACUUCUGGUACGAAGGGUUGGAUAAAUUCAUAAAACUGAAGCUUCGAUAUGUACCAAAGUCAACACGUUUUGUAGCAGCCAAAGUUGCAAUGGAUGGUCUUAUCUUCGGCCCCAUAGAUCUGCUGGUAUUCUUCACAUACAUGGGGUACGCCACGGGCAAGAACACAUCUGAAGUGAAAGAAGGACUCAAGAGGGAUUUUCUUCCGGCUCUAGCUCUUGAAGGAGGAGCAUGGCCGCUUCUUCAGAUCGCUAACUUCAGAUACGUUCCCGUGCAGUACCAGCUUCUUUACGUCAACAUCUUUUGCCUUAUAGACAGCGCUUUUCUCUCGUGGGUCGACCAACAGAAGGAUGCAGCUUGGAAGCAAUGGUUCACUACUCCGUUUCUAACGCUUAAAGAACGAGGUGGCACUGAUGGAGUAUGAUUCGUUUUUCCAUCUCAACUGAAAACAAAGCAGAGUGUAAUUGCGAUUCUCAACAACGAAAGUUGCCACACAGAUUCUUGAAUCAAAAAUAUUAUUUCGUUUUCUAAAGAA